GUUUCCACACCACUUUUUCGACACCAAGAAAUUUUCGAAAAACAAGACACCCCGAUGCACUUCCUGGCGGCCCUUCUAUUCCUCCUCGUGGGCUUUCUCAACUCGCCAUGCUCGGCCCGCACACUUGCGGCGAGCAGCGAUGCCCCAGAUAACGAGACCUCUUGGUCCUCGCCGGCGACAACCAACCCAGAUUCGACCACUCUCGCCGCCCUCAACACCACAAUCCAGCCGACGAGCCAGCGGUGGCCUCCCAGCUCCGGCGGGAACCAGACCAAGAAGGGCGCGGGCGGGUAUUUCGAAAGCUGCACCGACUGCCGGCUCUUUUCCAAGUACGAGGGCGGCAAGCCCAAGGAGGGCGGCGGGGGUCUUUUGCGCUGCGACUGCGACUACCCGGGGAGGCCGGGCGGGUUUCGGCGGAGGGAGUCGGUCGUCAACCUGAACGACUGGCUGGGCAACUGGGCGGCGCCAGGUCUACCCUGUGGCGGCUUUAUCGGCUCGUGCAAAUGCGAGCUGCUCGAGGGCCGCUACCUCUCCUGCUGGUGCUAUGAUGCGCCUGCGGGGACCCAGGUCGUGGACUUGAACGAGCACAUUGCCAACAGGAGAGGGGUUCUGAGGGUUCUCUCGAUGCCAUGAGUUUUGACUUGGUUUUAUUCUUCUCUUUUUUUUCGUUAUUUUAUUUUAAGAUUUGGGCCAUGUGGGUUGGGCGAUGUACAUAGUAGGUUAGGGCACCCUUUCGGGGUUGAGUUUAUCUGGAUGGCUGGACUGUUAGCGUUAUAUGCAUAUAAUUCUUAAAUUUGGC
Messenger RNA from Pyricularia oryzae 70-15, 799 nucleotides. RefSeq lists its product as uncharacterized. Lineage: Eukaryota; Fungi; Ascomycota; Sordariomycetes; Magnaporthales; Pyriculariaceae. The coding region runs from base 55 to 633 and encodes 192 amino acids. The transcript has 2 exons. The record is from RefSeq and is a predicted model, not a curated record.